GCGCAGCGCCUCAGCUGUGUCCCGUGCUUCGCGCUCGUGCCUGUCUGUUAUGGCGUCGCUCACCGUGAAGGCCUACCUACUGGGCAAGGAGGAGGCGGCGCGCGAGAUCCGCCGCUUCAGCUUCGGCUUCAGCCCCGAGUCGCAGGCGGAGGCCGAGGAGGCGGCGGCGGCCCCCGGGCCCUGCGAGCGGCUGCUGAGGCGGGUGGCCGCCCUGUUCCCGGGCCUGCGGCCCGGCGGCUUCCAGGCGCACUACCGCGAUGAGGACGGGGACUUGGUGGCUUUUUCCAGUGAUGAGGAGCUGAUGAUGGCCAUGUCUUAUGUGAAGGACGACAUCUUCCGCAUCUACAUUAAAGAGAAGAAAGAGUACCGGAGGGAGCACCGCCCCCACUGUGCGCAGGAAGUGCCUCACCCCAUGGUACACCCCAACGUGAUCUGCGACGGCUGUGACGGGCCUGUGGUGGGAACUCGGUACAAGUGCAGUGUGUGCCCCAACUACGACCUGUGUGGCGCCUGCGAGGGGAAAGGCAUUCACAGGGAGCACAACAAGCUCCCGCUGGCCAGCCCCCUGGAGCACUUUGCUGAGGGCUUCGCUCACAGCCGCUGGUUCCGGAAGCUGAAACAUGGGCAUUGCCGGUGGCCUGGCUGGGAGAUGGGCCCACCAGGCCACUGGAGCCCACGUCCUCGAGUGGGAGAUGCCCGCCCCAGGGCAGAGUCAGCUUCUGGCCCAUCAGAGGAUCCCAGUGUAAAUUUCCUGAAGAACGUAGGGGAGAGUGUGGCAGCUGCCCUGAGCCCUCUGGGCAUUGAAGUUGACAUUGACGUGGAGCACGGAGGGAAGAGGAGCCGCCUGACAUCCAUCUCCCCGGAGAGCUCCAGCACAGAUGACAAGGGCAGCUCCCAGCCAAGCAGCUGCUCUUCUGAACCAAGCAAGCCAGAGGGCAGUGGCAAGGGCAUAGCGCAGUCUCUGGCAGAGCAGAUGAGAAAGAUCGCCCUGGAGCCCACAGGGCAGCCCGAGGAGCAGAUGGAGUCUGACAACUGUUCGGGAGGAGACGAGGACUGGACUCAUCUGUCCUCAAAGGAAGUGGACCCCUCCACCGGGGAGCUUCAGUCCCUCCAGAUGCCAGAGUCGGAAGAGCUGAGCUCUCUGGACCCUUCCCAGGAGGGGCCCACAGGGCUGAAGGAGGCUGCCUUGUACCCGCACCUCCCACCAGAGGCUGACCCCCGGCUGAUCGAGUCACUGUCCCAGAUGCUGUCCAUGGGCUUCUCUGAUGAAGGCGGCUGGCUCACCCGCCUCCUGCAGACCAAGAACUACGACAUUGGGGCUGCCCUGGACACCAUCCAGUACUCCAAGCACCCGCCACUGUGAUGGUGCCCUGGCGCUGUCCCGAGCCCGCUUUCCUGUCUCAUUGCUGCUGCGGUGUGCACAGCACCGACAUCUGAAUCCCCAGGAGGUGCAGCCUGGCCAGCGGGUUUGCUGUUGGGAGCGGCGGGGCUGGUGAGGGGAAAUCAGGGUAAAUCCAGCUUAGGGUUUCACUUAGGAUCCUGACCACUCUAGUUCUCAUUUCCAAAUGUGUUAAGUGCUUUAAAACACAAACUCCCUCUGCAGCCACCCUGAUCUGGAAUCCCCUGUAAUUAAACGGCAUACGCACUUUAA
This is a messenger RNA of Heterocephalus glaber (naked mole-rat), 1651 nucleotides long. RefSeq names its product sequestosome 1 (gene Sqstm1). NCBI's taxonomy places the organism in Eukaryota, Metazoa, Chordata, Mammalia, Rodentia, Bathyergidae. Gene Ontology annotation, cellular component: aggresome; amphisome. The record is from RefSeq and is a predicted model, not a curated record. Gene Ontology annotation, biological process: endosome organization; mitophagy; aggrephagy. Gene Ontology annotation, molecular function: protein kinase C binding; K63-linked polyubiquitin modification-dependent protein binding; zinc ion binding.